CAGAGGAGAGCCGUGGAGGGGAACUUCAUGGACGAGACUGCGGCGCCCGAGGCCGGGAGCCCCCCGGGCAACGGCAACGGCAACGGUAACGGUAACGGCAAAGGGAAGCCGACGGCACCCAAGGGCCGGGAAGCGUUCCGCAGCCAGCGGCGGGAGUCGGAGGGCUCUGUGGACUGCCCCACUCUGGAGUUUGAGUAUGGAGAUGCAGAUGGGCAUGCAGCAGAGUUGUCAGAAUUAUAUAGCUACACUGAGAACCUGGAAUUUAGCACUAACAGGAGGUGCUUUGAAGAGGAUUUCAAGACUCAAGUGCAAGACGCUAAUGAAUGGCUGGAGUUAGAAGAAGAUGCACAAAAGACAUAUGUGAUGGGACUUCUGGACAGACUGGAGGUGGUCAGUAGGGAACAACGGCUUAAAGUGGCCCGGGCUGUUCUCUACCUAGCCCAAGGCACUUUUGGGGAAUGUGACUCAGAGGUCGAUGUGCUACACUGGUCCAGGUACAACUGCUUCCUGCUCUAUCAGAUGGGGACCUUCUCAGCCUUCCUGGAGCUACUCCACAUGGAAAUCGACAACAGCCAGGCAUGUAGCAGUGCCCUACGGAAACCAGCUGUCUCCAUUGCUGAUAGCACAGAGCUCCGGGUACUACUCAGUGUCAUGUACCUAAUGGUGGAAAAUAUCCGCUUGGAGCGAGAGAUAGACCCCCAUGGGUGGAGGACAGCUCGAGAGACCUUCCGUAAUGAACUGAGCUUCUCCAUGCAUAAUGAAGAACCUUUUGCCCUCCUGCUCUUCUCCAUGGUUACUAAAUUCUGCAGUGGCCUGGCUCCCCACUUUCCGAUAAAGAAGGUUCUGCUUCUGCUCUGGAAGGUAGUCAUGUUUACCCUAGGUGGAUUUGAGCAUCUGCAGGCUCUCAAAAUACAGAAGCGUGCAGAGUUGGGCCUGCCUCCACUGGCUGAAGACAGUAUCCAGGUGAUAAAGAGUAUGCGUGCUGCCUCCCCACCCUCGUACACUCUUGACCUUGGGGAGUCUCAGCUGGCUCCACCGCCCUCCAAGCUACGAGGUCGCCGUGGUUCUCGAAGGCAACUCCUCACUAAGCAGGACAGCCUGGACAUCUACAAUGAAAGGGAUCUCUUCAAGACUGAGGAGCCAGCUACUGAGGAGGAAGAGGAAUCUGCUGGAGAUGGUGAACGAGCCUUGGAUGGCGAGUUAGACCUGCUAGAGCAAGAUCCCCUGGUGCCACCUCCACCCUCACAGACACCCCUCUCUGUUGACCGGGUAGCCUUUCCCAAGGGCCUUCCCUGGGCCCCAAAAGUCAGACAGAAGGACAUUGAGCACUUCUUGGAAACAAGCAGAAACAAGUUCAUUGGAUUCACCCUGGGGCAGGACACAGAUACCUUGGUUGGAUUACCUAGGCCCAUCCACGAGAGUGUGAAGACCCUAAAGCAGCACAAGUAUAUCUCCAUCGCAGAUGUACAGAUCAAGAAUGAAGAGGAACUGGAGAAAUGUCCUAUGUCUUUGGGAGAAGAAGUGGUACCAGAAACACCGUGUGAAAUCCUCUACCAAGGCAUGCUGUAUAGCCUCCCCCAGUACAUGAUUGCUCUGCUUAAGAUUCUGCUGGCUGCAGCCCCCACCUCCAAAGCUAAGACAGACUCUAUCAAUAUCCUGGCAGAUGUCCUUCCUGAAGAGAUGCCCAUUACUGUUCUCCAGAGCAUGAAGCUGGGCAUUGAUGUGAAUAGGCACAAGGAGAUCAUCGUAAAGAGUAUCUCUUCCCUGCUCUUGCUACUUCUCAAACACUUCAAGCUCAACCAUAUCUACCAGUUUGAAUAUGUAUCACAACAUUUAGUAUUUGCCAACUGCAUCCCCUUGAUCCUGAAGUUCUUCAAUCAAAAUAUCUUGUCCUACAUCACUGCCAAAAACAGCAUCUUGGUCCUGGAUUACCCAUGCUGUACCAUCCAGGAUUUGCCGGAGCUUACUACUGAGAGUCUGGAAGCUGGAGACAACAGCCAGUUCUGCUGGAGGAACCUCUUUUCCUGCAUCAACCUGCUGAGGCUUCUCAAUAAACUGACCAAAUGGAAGCAUUCCAGGACUAUGAUGCUGGUGGUGUUUAAGUCAGCUCCAAUCUUAAAGCGGGCCCUCAAAGUCAAACAAGCCAUGCUACAGCUUUAUGUCUUAAAGCUACUAAAGAUACAGACAAAGUACCUUGGACGUCAGUGGAGGAAAAGCAAUAUGAAGACCAUGUCGGCCAUUUACCAGAAAGUGCGUCAUCGCAUGAAUGAUGACUGGGCUUAUGGGAAUGACAUUGAUGCUAGGCCGUGGGACUUCCAAGCAGAAGAAUGUACCCUGAGGGCCAACAUUGAGGCUUUUAACAGCCGACGCUAUGACAAACCCCAGGACUCUGAAUUUUCACCUGUGGAUAACUGCUUGCAGAGUGUGCUGGGGCAGAGGUUGGAUCUGCCUGAAGAUUUCCACUAUUCCUAUGAGCUCUGGCUAGAGAGAGAGGUGUUUUCACAGCCUAUCUGUUGGGAGGAGCUGCUCCAGAAUCACUGAGCUCUUGUCAACAAAGCAUCUGAUAGAUGGAGGUUGGCUCUAAACAGUGGUGCUUUGCCUGCCCUGCCCAUUUAUUCAACCUUUGUACCGGGCACUAAAAGUACAUACCAAAGGGAGAUCCAGUCCAGUAUCCAGCAUAGUUCAAAGCUAUUCUGGAUUCUAUUAGGCCUGAAGAUGGUGCAAGGCUAGAAUUCUGAGUCACAGUAAACUCAACAACUUGUCCUGAGCUCUUCUAGGUGCCUACUUGGUAUUAGAAAUCUCUUGGUGGAUCAGCCUGGACAGCUUCUGAUGAAACCUGCUUCAAUCUUGCCUAGAACCAGGCUAGCCUUUGCUAGCCCAAACAGUGAAAGGAAAUUAACAUCUGCAUUUGACUCCUGGCAUUCAUCUCUAGCAGUGGGA
Nannospalax galili (Upper Galilee mountains blind mole rat) is the source of this 2940-nucleotide messenger RNA. It is a transcript of the gene Strip2, whose product is annotated as striatin interacting protein 2. The coding region runs from base 28 to 2541 and encodes 837 amino acids. The transcript is spliced from 21 exons. The record is from RefSeq and is a predicted model, not a curated record. NCBI's taxonomy places the organism in Eukaryota, Metazoa, Chordata, Mammalia, Rodentia, Spalacidae. Gene Ontology annotation, biological process: cytoskeleton organization. Gene Ontology annotation, cellular component: cytosol.